Melanotaenia boesemani (Boeseman's rainbowfish) is the source of this 2487-nucleotide messenger RNA. RefSeq lists its product as uncharacterized. Gene Ontology annotation, biological process: DNA integration. The record is from RefSeq and is a predicted model, not a curated record. Gene Ontology annotation, molecular function: nucleic acid binding. The transcript has 10 exons. Lineage: Eukaryota; Metazoa; Chordata; Actinopteri; Atheriniformes; Melanotaeniidae. The coding region runs from base 177 to 1580 and encodes 467 amino acids.
AACACAACUCCUUGUCUAUGGGAUCAGGAUCAUGCCAGAGACAGCCAAUCGGAAUACUGCUUACUGGCGAGCCUAGUCGCCAAUGACUGGUGACGACGACGCCUUUUUGGAGAAGACGAAGAAGAAGGAAGAUUCUGCUGCUAGCCAAUGCUGCUAGCAGAGACCAGGCAAAGAGGAUGGCUGAAGCCCAAGUAAUUGUGGGAAAUGAUGUUCUGAACCGGCUCCGGCUCAGGUUGGAGCAAGCCUUGCAUCGCCAGCCCAUAGACAUCGACUACAUCGAGUUUAUCUGCAGGAGUGACAUGUUGCUGAUUGCAUCCUUAUCAAAUCACUUGCAAUUUCCUGAACAGGUACUUGAAGGUCUACAUGGGCUUCUCAUGCUGCUUCAAGAAGAAAUUGACAACAGAGGGACAACUGUUGCGGUGGAGAGAGAUACAAGCCGAAGGGGACAUCCAAUUGUCAUUGCCCGUGGGCACAUAGAGGAUCUCCUGGAAAUGGACCUGUCUGUUACAUGCAUUUCCAAAUUGACGUGCAUUUCAGUGAGGACACUGUUCCGCAGGAUGCAGGAAUGGGGUCUGUCCAUAAGGGACAGAUACAGCAACAUAUCUGAUGAUGAACUUGACCGUUUAAUCAUUCAGAUCAAACAGACCUCACCAAAUUUGGGUCACAGGAUGGUAAAGGGGUAUCUGAAGGCAUUAGGCUACAGGCUGCAGUGGAGCAGGGUUUGGGAUGCGAUGCACAGAGUUGACAGUGUAGGAAUCCUUUCUAGGAUGUCAAGACUUGGGUGUGUUGUGAGAAGGAGCUACAGUGUCCCAUCUCCACUUGCUCUCCUGCACAUCGAUACAAACCACAAAUUGAUCAGAUACGGCAUUGUAAUCUUUGGGGGUGUCGAUGGCUACUCAAGAAAAGUCCUUUAUCUACGAGUCGCCAACAACAACAAGGCAACAACUGCGCUCGAUUUUUUUCUUGAAGCAGUUGACCGAUAUGGUUCUCCAUCUAGGGUCAGGGGAGACAUGGGUGUGGAGAACGUGCUCAUUGCUAGGCACAUGUUUGCGCUUCGUGGCUGUGACCGGGGGAGCUUCAUCUCUGGCAAAAGUGUACACAACCAAAGGAUUGAAAGACUGUGGCGUGAUGUCUGGAAUGCUGUCAGCACUAUCUAUUAUGACGUUCUCCAUAGCUUGGAGGAGGAUGGCUUUCUCGAUCCAGCUGACUUGAUCCAUGUUUUCUGUGCCCAGUACGUCUUUCUUCCUCGAAUCCAGAAUGAUCUGGACACUUUCCAAAAUAGUUGGAACAGUCAUUCGCUUCGGACUGAAGGUAAUCGUACUCCUGAUCAGCUAUGGGAAAUGGGAAUGAGCCAGGCCCCUGUUCACCAGCCAGACAAUCCUGAGGACUUCGGUUUCCCUGACACAGAUAUUACAUGUGAGGAUGGACUGCAGCUGCCUGAGUACCGGUCUCCACUGAGCAGGGAACAGCUUCAAGAUCUGACUGAGCGGUUUCAUCCAAAUACUUUCUCAGAAACAUUUGGUGCAGACAUCUAUUGCAAUGUUCUUCAGUAUGUUGUGACCCUGCUGGAAGACGCCUAAAGUGUAGGAAAAAAAUCUGGAAGAUGUUCUCCUUGGCAAUUAAUUUCCACUUUCUCUUGUCAAACAGAUCAUUUGCAACUUCUUUUUUCCUUGUGAUUCUUCAUUACUUGUUUUCCUGUUAAACCUACCACAAACAAUGACAUUUACACAAUGUUCUUAGUAACCCUUUUAUGCCCUGUUCAGAAAAAGUUAUGUUAGUAUUGUUAACUACAGAAAUUGUAGUUUAGACUUAAAAACAUUUCUUUGCAGUUUACUAUUUUUUUCAUGAAAGGGUUUUCUAAACCUUAAUCAUGAUGCAAUGAAACACCAUAAACAACUAAACCCUUAGGUCCCAUUUUUGAUUUAUGUACCACAAAGCAUUUCAGAAAAAUACAAUAUAUUUCAAAAGUAUAAAAGAAAAUACUGUGGCAAUAUUAAGCAUAACCAGUCUGUCCUAUGAUUAUUAGCUCAGAAGACUUAUUUUGUGGAAUUUUCACUUGAUCUAAAAAGUCUCGCUUAAAAAUUUAUUUAAUUUUUGUUGCUUUGUUACAUGGGUGUUUGGCUCUACCACCAAAGAGAUGUGCAAGCCCUCGCAUUAAGGAAUGCUUGCUGGUGGCAAACUGCAAAUUUACAAAUGCCCUGUAAAUAAAAUGACUGUGAGAAGAGCCAAUGUGAUUGAUACAUGUCUGUCUCUGCACACUUAAUACUUGCAGUUCUUAGUUAUUAGUGCAUUCAUGCAAAUUAUAAGCAAAAGUGGAGUAACUAAGACUGCAGUUAUACAUGGUCUGUCCUUUGCCAUCUCCCCGAGACUCCUACAGUUUAGAGAGCUGGUUCCCGAAGGAGACGUUUUACAACAAGUAGUGUCUUGACAUUAAGCCCAUAGCUUAAGUGUUAUAUUUGUUAUAUCAAUAAAGAACCUACACUGAUA